AUAUAGACGCUGAUUCACAAAUAAAUUAACAUUAGUAGCAUUUCCUUUUGCACUUGGUCUAAUAGUUGAUGAUAGAUUAUCUAAACCUUCAACGUCAUCCCCGCGGUGGUAACUACUAACUGGAAAAAGAAGAUAAAAUAAUCAGAGAAAAAUGGCGGUGGCGAUUCAAUGUCUAUCGUGUGCUCGUUUCGUCACUGUCGGAGGAAACCGAUCCUAUCCACUACAACGAAAACCUCUUCUCUUCUCCGCCACUCUUUCUUCUCGCUCUCUGAACCUUCACUCCUCAAUUGUCACUGCCUCUUCCAAAAAGAAAACCAACAAGAAAAAAUCAUCUCAUGUUACCGAAGGGAACGAUGAAGAGGAAGACGCGUUUGAGUUGCUCUUCAAGCAACUCGAAGAAGAUCUCAAAAAUGACGAUGGCGGUGACGACGAUGACGAUGAUGAUAUAACUGAAGAAGAAAUGGCUUUAUUUGAACAUGAAUUAGAAGGUCUGUUAGGUGAAUUAGAUGAUGAUGAUGAUGAAUUGUCGGACUCAGAUAGCAGUGAAACAGAAGCUGAUAAUGAUGCUGAAAAAACUAGUGCUGAUGGAAAUGAGAAUUCACUGAAGCUUAGAACUUGGCAAUUGAAUAAAUUGGCUAGAGCCUUGAAAACUGGACGCCGCAAAAUAAGUGUAAAAGCCCUUGCUGCUGAUGUCUGUCUGGAUAGAUCUCUCGUUCUUAAUUUGCUCCGUAACCCUCCUCCGAAUCUUCUGAUGCUGAGCCUAUCGAUACCUGAUGAACCCACACCAUCAGCAAUAGUACCUGAAACUACACCCGGGGAGACUCUUUAUAAAGAAACAAGUGCAGACCAUGCAGAUCAUGCAGAAUCUGAGCCAAAGUCUGACUUACCUAUUCAUACCAUGCAACAGAAUUGGUCAUCUCGAAAGAGAUUGAAAAAGGCCCAACUUGACACUCUGGAGAGAGUUUACAUGAGAUCAAAGCGACCCACUAAUGCAAUGAUAAGCAGUAUCGUGCAUGUUACAAACAUUCCACGGAAAAAGGUUAUUAAGUGGUUCGAAGACAGACGUGCUGAGGAGGGAGUUCCAGAACGCCGUCUUCCUUACCAGCACUCUGCUCAUGAAACUGGUUGAAGAUUUUAGUUGUUUUUAAUGAUGCAAGCAAUGUGAGAAAUCUUAUAACUGUAUGGAAAAAAAAUGUUUCACCAGCCUUGGUUAGCCUUGAUAGUAAUUAUCGGUUUGGUUAUUACAGCGAUCAUCAAAACUAGGAUGUGAUCCAUUGAUACUAAUAGAGUACUACAUAAGUUAAUUUGUUAGUUUGUUAGCGACACGGUGUUCUACAGUCACUAUAAACAAGAGCUAUAAAUAAGAGCACUGAUUGUAUCCAA
Messenger RNA from Trifolium pratense (red clover), 1383 nucleotides. RefSeq names its product protein OVEREXPRESSOR OF CATIONIC PEROXIDASE 3-like. The coding region runs from base 152 to 1129 and encodes 325 amino acids. The transcript is spliced from 4 exons. Gene Ontology annotation, cellular component: nucleus. Gene Ontology annotation, molecular function: DNA binding; DNA-binding transcription factor activity, RNA polymerase II-specific. NCBI's taxonomy places the organism in Eukaryota, Viridiplantae, Streptophyta, Magnoliopsida, Fabales, Fabaceae. The record is from RefSeq and is a predicted model, not a curated record. Gene Ontology annotation, biological process: regulation of transcription by RNA polymerase II.